Molecule: messenger RNA, 2777 nt
Organism: Thamnophis elegans (Western terrestrial garter snake)
Lineage: Eukaryota; Metazoa; Chordata; Lepidosauria; Squamata; Natricidae
Gene: NADK
Product: NAD kinase
Exons: 11
Coding region: 772-1893 (373 amino acids)
Biological process (GO): NADP+ biosynthetic process; NAD+ metabolic process
Molecular function (GO): NAD+ kinase activity
Source: RefSeq, a predicted model, not a curated record
UCCUCCUCGGGGUUGUACAAUAUAAUAAUGUGCGCUGAGAUUAAUCCACUGGCCAAGGAGGCACUGUGCGUUUCUGGACUCGAAAAGGCGAGUCUGAAACAUUCGGAGUGGGAAAGAGACGAGAACAGCAGGCAUUAGGAGGAACACAGCAGCUGAGCCGAUUCGACUUCCCGCCACGGCUUCGCACCCUUUUCUUUCAGUUUUGGAUCCAUCUGGCAAGGUUUUUUAAAAGUCCACAUUUACUUCUCCAAAUUAUUUUAUCUCUCUCUCUCCCCACUUUAAGUAUCCCAAGCUGCCUGUUUGAGCAGGCAGUGGCUUUCCGCUCCACUCUCUGCUUUUCAUCGGAAACUCUGUUAUGAAGCGGAGGACGGAUUGUGGUUUGUUAACGCAACGACGCAAAGCCUGAAGUGGAUUAAAAACUUUGUUUGUAAACACCACCACCGUUUCGAGCGACUAGAAGCUGGAGAAAUUAAGUCUUUUUUUUAAAAGACUUAACACUGAGCACUUUUCUUCUUCUUUUUUUUUUGGAAAGAAAAUUAUUUUAUGAUUUGAGAGGUCCUGGAUAAAUUCUUUACUGGGUUUUUCCAGAAAACAGCGAUACUGAUUUAUUUAUUUUUUGGGGGUGGCAGAUUGUGUGGUCGAAUCAAACCAAACCGAAAAAUGGAAGUCGGACUUAAGCUUGCCGUGUUUCGGUAGCUGUUUGGCUCCCAAACUUUUUAUUUUGAGGCUUGUUUUUCCCCCGUGGGCUCACCGUGUGCUUUGGAGAGGAGGAUGAAAAUUUUUCAGCACUCUUCGUUUGGCCGGGCCACAUGGAAGUGGCACAUUCAGGACCCGGCAAGCCAGCGGUUGACAUGGAACAAACCUCCCAAAAGUGUCCUUGUGAUCAAGAAGAUCCGAGACGCCAGUCUCCUUCAGCCCUUCAAAGACCUCUGCAUUUAUUUGACCGAGGUGAACAACAUGCUGGUGUACGUAGAGAAGAAGAUCCUGGAAGAUCCAGCCAUCAUGAACGACGAGAGCUUUGGGUCUGUGAAGAAGCGGUUUUGCACUUUCAGCGAAGAUUAUGACGAUAUCUCCGAUCAGAUAGACUUUAUCAUCUGCCUGGGCGGAGAUGGGACGUUACUCUACGCUUCGUCACUUUUUCCAAUGAGUGUCCCUCCAGUCAUGGCUUUCCAUUUGGGGUCCCUGGGCUUCCUCACCCCCUUCAAUUUUGAGAACUUUCAGUCUCAAGUCACCCAGGUCAUAGAAGGCAACGCAGCCCUCGUCCUCCGGAGCCGGCUGAAGGUGAAGGUGAUUAAGGAACACUGGGAGAAGAAGGGCAUGAUUCAGAACGGGAUCGAGGAAAAUGGCGUGGUCUCUCCGGGUCUGGAAAAAGAAAUGUUUAAACAAGCAACUCAAUAUCUGGUCUUGAAUGAAGUGGUGGUUGACCGAGGCCCUUCCUCUUACCUUUCCAACGUGGAUGUCUUCCUUGAUGGUCACCUUAUCACCACUGUACAAGGCGAUGGCGUCAUUGUUUCCACGCCGACUGGCAGCACCGCGUACGCAGCCGCUGCGGGCGCGUCCAUGAUUCACCCGAACGUCCCUGCCAUCAUGAUUACCCCCAUCUGCCCUCAUUCCUUGUCUUUCCGGCCCAUCGUCGUCCCAGCUGGAGUGGACCUAAAGAUCAUGCUGUCUCCGGAUGCCAGGAAUACCGCAUGGGUUUCUUUUGACGGGCGAAAGAGGCAGGAGAUCUGCCACGGGGACUGCAUCAGCAUCACAACCUCCUGCUACCCUCUCCCUUCGAUCUGCUUCCAAGAUCCUGUCAGCGACUGGUUCGAAAGCCUGGCGGAGUGUUUACACUGGAACGUUAGAAAGAAGCAAAAUCACUUUGCUGUCAACGAGGAGGAAGAAUUUUGAGUCUCGGGGAGCCUCUGUUUCUCUCCGUCUCGUGUGAUCUGUCUGUCCUUGAAAGGGACCAAGGCAAGCUGGACUCCUGUUUUUUUUAAACCCGCUUUUGGCACCUUCCGAAGUAGUUUUUUUUCCUUCAGUCUCUUUCAGAUGUUAAAAAAAGAAAGCAGGUGACGCUUGUAGGGAUGAGCGACGUUGUGUGAAGGCUUUCCUCCUUUGCUCUCUCGUGUGAAUUCUGAAAUAAUAAUUCCGAUGCACUGUUCCAAAUCCAUACGUUUGAGUUAUGGGCGAAGUUUGGGGGGGAAACCCCCCCCCCCACUUGUGCAGACUUUCUUCCAACAACUCGACUUUCCCUGCGGAUUUGCUCCUUCGAGGACUUUUGACAUGGUCAAAAGCAAGCAAACAAACCGGAUGAAGAGAAGAAAUCCUGAUUUAACAAGCUCUCCGAGGACAGUCCUGUGAAAUUCUGCCCGACACGAAAAUAGCUGAAGACUCCUAUCUUAUUGCACCUUCGGUCUUGCUCACCUCUUUCCACGUGGGCCACUCAGGGCUGAAGCUGUUUGAGACAAGGCUGCCUUCAAUGGUUUUUCAGCCCUAAGGAGUGUGAAGCUGUGGCUGAUGGAAUGGAGGAUACUAAGGACCUCGCCGAGGUCAAAACCACUGCAAGAAUCUCUAGCUGAAAUUAGAGGGGGGAAAAAAAACCCUUUAUAUUUUUCAUUUGUCUUCAACAUACUGUGUCUUUUUUUUUCUCUAUCUCCUGUUAUUAUAUUAUCUUCAUGUUGUCUAAGUUUCUAUCUCAUGGAAUAUGGGGAGAAAGAUAAAGAGAUAGCUUUUACAAAGAUUAAUAAAGAGGAUGUUUCAAGAACGGGGAACAUCCAGACUAAAAUACUUUU